Molecule: messenger RNA, 342 nt
Organism: Seminavis robusta
Lineage: Eukaryota; Bacillariophyta; Bacillariophyceae; Naviculales; Naviculaceae
Source: the annotation of a GenBank genome assembly
AUGGCGGCGGACAAGCUCCCCGAUGCACUGCUACAGGAGAUUAGGAACCUGGUAGCAGUGGAGUGCAAGGAUGUCUGUAUGAAGGACAGAGCUGGAGGAGCGAACUCGGUACAGCAAGAAGUUUUUAUGCAGAAAGUAUUUCAUGGUUCCGCUGGCUAUGCCUCUGUAUUGGACAAACUUACUACUGGAAAGGGGGCAUAUGCAUCUCUCUUUGACAGGGUGGCAUUGGAGAAUAAUAGACAGGGUAAUGAGGAGCGCAGUUCAGGAUAUAUGCUGGUUCUGAAAGACAUUGCCAGCUGUGACGAAGGUGAGAGAACAAGUUCUAUUGAGAUUGGCUAUUGA